CACCCUUCCGCCUCCCUCCUUCCUCGUCGCCCAUUCUCAGUCCUCUUCGCCAUCGCAAUCUCUCCGACGUCUCUCUCUCUCUCGCUCGCCGGAGCUCACAGUGGCUGAGUUUCAUGAAUCAAAGCUCUCCCAGAAAUCCAUAGUCUCCGCCGCUUCUUCUUCUUCGUCGUCGCUUUCUGUCACGAUUCCAGACCAUAAUCACCAUUUUUCCACCAGAUUUUCCUUCAAUUCAUCGCACUUUCCUGCCUUGAGAAUCGUAAUUCCUCUCCCACUUCCUUCCAUGUUCUCAAAUCCAUUCGUUCUCUCUUUCUCCCUCAUCCUUUCUCUCCCAAUCCUCUUCCUUCUUGCUCCUCGAUUCAUCCCUUCAAGGCCGCAAUCCAUUCCAAUCCCGCCGCCUGAUGAGAACGACGAUCUCUUCCUCUUCAGUCGCGCCUCCGCCGGAUCUAAUGCUAACAAUCCAUCAACCUUCUCUCAUCUCUCUUCCACCAAUCCGAAAUUGAAGAUUGCCUUCCUGUUUCUUACUAAUUCCGACCUCCAUUUCGCUCCUCUUUGGAGUCGUUUCUUCCCUAAUAACUCUGAUCUUUACAAUAUUUAUGUUCAUGCCGAUCCUUCCGUUAAUAUUUCGCGCCCUGGUGGCCCUUUUCUAGGGCGUUUUAUUGUUUCGAAGCGGACUUAUCGUGGUUCUCCAACUCUCAUCUCUGCCACGCGCCGCCUUAUCGCGACGGCGAUGAUUGAUGAUCCGGCUAAUGCGUACUUCGCUCUCUUGUCUCAGUAUUGUAUUCCUCUUCAUUCGUUUUCUUAUGUCUAUAAUUCUCUGUUUUCUUCGACGACUUUUGAUUCAAUCUCCACUGAGUCCGAGCUUACCCGGAUAGGUGUGCGGAUUCGAUUCAAGAGUUUUGUGGAGAUUGUCUCGAAAGAACGGCAUCUCUGGAAGAGGUAUAAUGCCAGGGGUCGAUUCACGAUGAUGCCUGAGGUCCCGUUUGAGAAAUUUCGUGUUGGAUCUCAGUUCUUCGUGUUGACUAGAAAGCACGCAUUGGUGGUUGUUAAUGAUCGGACGUUGUGGAAGAAAUUUAGGAUUCCUUGCCGAAGUUCUGAUGAUUGUUACCCUGAAGAACACUAUUUUCCAACUCUUCUUUCGAUGAAGGAUCUGAGUGGCUGCACACAGUACACGCUAACUCGGGUUAAUUGGACUGGAACUGCUAAUGGGCAUCCUUAUACUUAUCGGAGUUCAGAAGUUUCUCCUAAGCUUAUUCACCAGCUACGGAAAUCCAAUUAUUCAGAAUCUUACUUGUUUGCCCGGAAAUUCACACCGGAUUGCUUGAGACCGCUGAUGGGUAUGGCAAAGUCUGUGAUUUUCAGAGACUGAGACCUGUUACUGGUUAAAGACAAAAGAAAUGAUGUCGGGCCAGUGCUGUAGCUUUACUUCUUGAUAAGGAAGAAGAAAAAGAAAAAGUUGUGUGUGGGAAUAUGGCUAUGAAGAGGCGCCAAAGUGCCCACAGCCUGUAAGCCCACAAUCAUCCAGAGAAGUGCCAGUCCAGACAAAGCUUCGGACAAAGCAUAGUUCGGGAAGAGAUACGAGUGAAACAAAAUGCAAGGUACUCUCGUCGAAAGCUGUAUUAUAUUAAUAAUUUCUUCCACUUUUUGUUCCUUGUAUUUUGAUUAUGUAACAGUAGUUACUGGCGGAAGAACUUGGAAAAAAAAAAAAGAAUCAAUUCUCCUGUCAUUUCUAAGGUUUCUUUCUUGUACAUAUGUAACAUCAUGGAAGGUUUGAAGAAUGGAAAAGGAUUAUUGGGUCACUGGGAAUUAUGAAGGUUGUCAUGCUUCUAUGCUCUUUCA
This is a messenger RNA of Cucurbita maxima (winter squash), 1836 nucleotides long. RefSeq lists its product as uncharacterized. Gene Ontology annotation, cellular component: membrane. NCBI's taxonomy places the organism in Eukaryota, Viridiplantae, Streptophyta, Magnoliopsida, Cucurbitales, Cucurbitaceae. The record is from RefSeq and is a predicted model, not a curated record. Gene Ontology annotation, molecular function: glycosyltransferase activity. The transcript is spliced from 2 exons. The coding region runs from base 281 to 1366 and encodes 361 amino acids.